AUGUCUUGUGAGUUGAAAAGUGUAAUAUUGGUCAUAGUUUUAUGCACUUCUGGAGGUGGUAUUGUUGGUAUUGUUGGCGUUGUUGAUGGUGUUAUCAGCUCGGUUGGUGUUGCUAGUACUGCUAAUACUACUGAUGGUGUUAUCGGUUUUGUAGGUAAAAUUAUUGGUGUUGUGGGUAGGAUUAUUGGUGUUAUAGGUAGGAUUAUUGAUUCUAUUGGUGGGAUUGUCGGGGCUGUAGGUAGGAUUAUUGGUGCUAUUGGUGGGAUUAUGGGUAUUGUAGGUGUUUUCAUUGGCGUAGUUGGUGCUACUGAUGCUAAGGAUGGGAUUAUCAGUUUUGUUGGUGGAGUUGGUGCUAUUGAUGCUACUAAUGGGAUUAUCAGUUUUGUUGGUGCAGUUGGUGUUGUGGGUGCCAUAGAUAUAAUCAAGGAUGGCCUCUUUAGAGUUGUUGGCUAA
Messenger RNA from Cryptomeria japonica (Japanese cedar), 453 nucleotides. RefSeq lists its product as uncharacterized. The transcript has a single exon. Bases 1 to 453 code for a protein of 150 amino acids. The record is from RefSeq and is a predicted model, not a curated record. Lineage: Eukaryota; Viridiplantae; Streptophyta; Pinopsida; Cupressales; Cupressaceae.